Messenger RNA from Salvia splendens (bonfire salvia), 684 nucleotides. RefSeq lists its product as uncharacterized. Bases 289 to 684 code for a protein of 131 amino acids. The transcript has a single exon. The record is from RefSeq and is a predicted model, not a curated record. Lineage: Eukaryota; Viridiplantae; Streptophyta; Magnoliopsida; Lamiales; Lamiaceae. Gene Ontology annotation, molecular function: enzyme inhibitor activity.
UUGUGCAAUUUCAUUUUACAUUGAUUCAAUUUCUUGUCAUUACAUUGAAUUUUAGUGUGAUCUACCGAUAUCGGCGUCACUUUUAACGAUAAUCAUUGUGCACCGACGAGAAAAUAUCCCACAUCUGUUAAAAUGACUUGAAUACCCUACAACUAUUAAUGGCGAUUUGGGCCCCCCAACGUAGAAAUCCUGGCUUCGUCACUAGUUCCGACCCCACGAUUAUCAUUUUCUGGAUCCGCCAUUGGCUGCCUCCUCCCAUCCGCCGCCGCUGAGAAACCGGAUUUAGCCAUGGCAGUCUGCAGAAACACCACGGACUUCGCCUUCUGCCGCGCGGCCGUCUACUCCGAUCCCCGCGCUCCCAGCACCGACCGCUACGAGCUCAUCGACGUCAUUUUCCGGCUGGCGUAUCGGAACGCGUCCGACACAAGAGGCUACCUCGCCGGCGAGGUGAAAUCGGGCGCCGGUGAGCUGAAGAAAUGCCUCGCUGACUACGACAAGGCGGUUGCGAUCCUGGAGGGGAUGCUCAACGAUUUGAAUUCGGAAUCGUAUUACGAUUUGGAUUCGCGAUCGCUUGAUAUCCAGCGCAGAGUGAGCGACUGCGCGAAGGGAUUGCGCAUCGGCAUCAGGAACCAGAACAUGCUUAAAUUUGCAUAUAUGUGUUAUGCUGUUUCUAAGCUUUUUUAG